AUGCCGUCUAUUGCAUCACCUGAUCUUUGUUCACAUUCGAGCUCAUCAAAUAAACAUUUUUCAAAAGAAUUUUUCACAUGCAAUAAUGAGCAAGAAAAACAAUCAAAAUUUUUGAAUGAGCAUUCAUGGCAACAGCUGCAAACUAGUAUAUAUGGCUUACCCAAAUGUUUACAGGAACUCAAUCAAUGUCGAAAUAUUGCUAUUAUUGGAGCUGGUGCUGCCGGUUUAUAUUGUGGUAUACUUCUGGCUGAAGCAGGUCAUACAGUGACAAUUUUCGAGGCAAGUAAUCGAACCGGUGGUCGAAUUUUGACUUAUCGUGAUCCGAAAAAUCGAUUAAAAUAUAUGGCAGAAAUGGGUGCCAUGCGUUUUCCACUUGAUGCGCACCCGUAUUUGAACAAUUUGAUUCGAAAUCGUUACAAGUUGAGUAUUACCGAAACUUCUAGUUAUGAUGAACAUGCUUAUAUAUACAUAAAUGGAAUACUUGUGACAAGAAAACAAGCGAAUGAAAAUCCAGACAUAUUUCAAUUUAAUACCAGUCAAAAUGAACGAGGAAAGAGUCCUGAUCAAUUACUUUCCGAAGCUGUGAAACCUAUACUUCAGACAUGGUUAGAAGAAGGUUGGCUAUCGAUUCGAAAUCGAUGGGAUUCAUAUUCGAUUGAAUCCUAUUUAAUCCAAAUGAAUUUAUCUCGUGCAGCUAUAGACUAUAUAGCUGUUUCAACUAAUCGUGAAUCGACUAUGGAUACAGGACUCUUGCAAUUCAUGCGCAGUAAAGUAUCAAUUAUAGAUGGAACUAAAUUUUAUCGAAUUCGAGAAGGAAAUGAUAAGUUAAUUCAAUCAAUGGUUGAUGAAUGUCAAAUGAUGGAAUCGAAGCAAUGUUCUAUUAUCUAUUCAACACCCAUCAAUAAAGUGCAAUUAUUAGCAUCCGAUAAAAUUAGUGUAAUGAGUAAAGAUGGUGUUGAUCGAAUUUUCGAUGAAGUAGUUGUAGCGACUUCAGCACCUGUCACACAAUUUAUCGAUUUUCAACCACGAACACAUUUUAUUCAGAAAUAUUUGACUUUACGUCAAACGAAUUAUAUAUGUUCAUCAAAAAUUCUCCUCACUUUCAAUACAUCUUGGUGGUAUACAAACGAAAAUAUUAGUGAAGGUGCAUCCAGGACUGAUCUACCCAUUCGUACGAUUUUUUAUCCGAGUACAAAUAUGAAUCAAACGGAUGGCGGAAUUAUUAUUACUGCAUAUACAUUUGCACAAGAUUCAAUUAUAUGGCAGUCUUUGUCUGAUGUGGAUGCUAUCGAACAAGCACUAAAACAAAUAAUACAAAUUCAUAGAAAUUCAUCAUCGAGUAUACGCAAUAGUUUUCAAGGUGGAGUAGUCAAACAUUGGUGUCAAGAUACUUAUGUGGGUGGCGGUUUUCUUUACCUUAAUCCUUUUCAAGAAACGAAAACUCUAGAUAAAUUACAAGCAUCAAUAUCGAACAUACAUUUUAUUGGAGAACAUACGAGUUUCUUUAAUGGAUGGAUAGAGGGUGCUCUUUCAUCAGCAGUACGAGCAGCUUUAUCAAUCAGUACAGGAAUCGAAAUAACUUAUGAUGUUGUCAUCAUUGGUGGAGAUCCUGUUGGACUAAUGACAGCUAUUUUUUUGUCGUUAAAGCAACCGACUCUUCGUAUUGCUAUUAUCGAAAAAGAAACUAUUUUAAAUAAUUCGAAUAGUAAUUCUGGUUCCUUCAAACAACAACAAUUUAGCCAAAUGCAUAAUGAACAAUAUCUUGUCGAACUAGCUAAUAUGUCAUUUACACUUUGGCGUCAAUUCGAACAAAUGGCUAAUAUGUCAUUCGGAUCUAUUCUUAAUACAGAUGAUGGAUAUUUACUUGUUGGUGAUUUUAAUACAAAUCAAUCAACAAUUGUCGAUGAUUUCAAGUUGAUUAAACAAAUAUGUGAAAAUCUUCGAAUGGGUUGUGAAUAUUUGAAUAAUACACAAUUGAAAAUGCGUUAUCCAACAUUCUCAUUUCCACUUCAAUAUCAAGGUAUAUUUCAUCAUCAAUCGGGUUUUAUCAAUAUGAAUACAUUGACAAUAGCUCUUCUUCGUAUUAUUUCACAAAAACGAAAUAUUAUCAUUCGACAACAGGAAGAAUUUUUAUCAUUAAAAUUAAAUAAUCAAACAGAGAUUACUACUAAUCGGGGUAUAUUGUAUGCUUCACGUAAAGUUCUCAUUGUUCCUGGACCUUACACGAAAAAUAUAUCUCAUUUAUUUAAUUUCCAUCUUGAUAUAACAUUAUGGGAACUUCCAAUUUACUAUUUCCGUCUUCUACCAAAUGCCACUCGAUUUCCUACUUGGCUUACAUGGAAUAGUAAGGAUCGACAAUCGAUCUUUUUCGGUUUUCCAAGCAUGUUAACAUCAUCAAGUUACAUUGCUGUUUUGCCACGUUUUAUUCGAAAUCUAUCAAAACCACUAUUUUAUCCAUCACAACGUACAAAUACGGCUGAUAAUUUUCUUACACAAAAAGUUCUUGAAUGGGUUUCACUUCAUAUGGCAACUCAAGUCAAUGUAUCAGAUUAUUAUGUUAAUGAACAAACAUAUUUAACUACAUUUUUGCCUGAUAAUGGAAUUUUACUUGACUAUAUUUCACAAACGAAUAGACGAGUGUUGAUACAAACUGCUGGAUGGAACAUGAAAUUUGUACCAAUUUGGAGUGAUAUUCUUUCUGAUAUGAUCUUAUUUGAUGAAGCUAUGAAUACAUCGUCGAAAUAUGCCAAAUAUAUGAAAUAUUUUUUAUUAACACGACUGAAUCGAAUCAUUGAAAAUACAACAACAACAGCAUCCAAUUCAUCCAAUCUAGGAUUCAAAACUGUAUCGAACUAUUUUCUUACUUUUACAUUAUCUUUUUACAUUUCUAUUUUGACUUUCAAUUCAUGA
Molecule: messenger RNA, 2910 nt
Organism: Rotaria sordida
Lineage: Eukaryota; Metazoa; Rotifera; Eurotatoria; Philodinida; Philodinidae
Source: the annotation of a GenBank genome assembly